Molecule: messenger RNA, 339 nt
Organism: Priapulus caudatus
Lineage: Eukaryota; Metazoa; Priapulida; Priapulimorpha; Priapulimorphida; Priapulidae
Product: mediator of RNA polymerase II transcription subunit 16-like
Exons: 3
Coding region: 1-339 (112 amino acids)
Biological process (GO): positive regulation of DNA-templated transcription
Cellular component (GO): mediator complex
Source: RefSeq, a predicted model, not a curated record
AUGUUGUUAUUGUUUACUGUUACGGGCUUGUCCAGCUUGUCCAGUGCCAACCUGUCUUCCCAGCAGCAGCCCUACCACUUCGAAUACGAUGUCCCGCCGCAGCAGUCGACAAAGUACGAAGAAGAGCCACCAGAGGUCACUUUUCGAUCUCAACAGAAGCUGGAUGCCAUUAGGAAAGUUCAGCUGGGCAUUUGUCCCGCGAUAUCACUCAAGCAGUGCACUCGUUGUAGCUGCAUGUCUGCUCUCAGCAUUGGAGUUCGGUCGCCGGCCACCAGGUGGUGGGACCAGCACUGGGUGAAGUCGUGUUUGUGUGGAGGUCACUGGCGUAGCAGCAACUAG